Molecule: messenger RNA, 1123 nt
Organism: Hemiscyllium ocellatum (epaulette shark)
Lineage: Eukaryota; Metazoa; Chordata; Chondrichthyes; Orectolobiformes; Hemiscylliidae
Product: nmrA-like family domain-containing protein 1
Exons: 5
Coding region: 119-1051 (310 amino acids)
Source: RefSeq, a predicted model, not a curated record
AAUAACAUGAUCAACAAAUAGGCAGGUCUUCUGCAGAGGGACCAAACGCCCAACUGAAGACACAUCUUUUCCAAUUAGAAUAGAAAAGAAAAGGCAAAGAGAGCGCUAAGGUUUGAGGAUGUCCGAGAUUGUGACUGUUUUUGGGGCUGACAAGUGCCAAGGGAAAGCUAUAGCCACCGCCUUGCUCCAAGAUGGUCAUUUCACAGUGCGGGCUGUAGUUCAAGAGUUAACCUCUCCCACUGCUCAGGAACUGCAGACAGCAGGGGCACACCCAUUACUGGUAGACUUCAACAAUCCCGACAGCAUCAGCGCCACUUUGUGUGGUGCACACAAGUGCUUUGUCAUCACCCACACAGAUUUCAACAACAAGGAUUCUCUGAGGGCUGAAGUUCAGCAGGGCCACAGGAUAGCUGACAUAUGUAAACAGCACAACAUCAGGCAGAUUGUGCUUAGUGGAGCUCAUCAUGUUCACAGGAAAUAUGGUCUCCCAGCAAGACACAUGGAUGCAAAAGCAUGCAUCAAUGAUUACAUGAAUGAAAUUGGUUUGCCCAAGACGGAGAUUAUAGUUCCAUUUUACUUUGAAAGUUUUCUGACAACAUUCAAACCAAACCCAGUUGGAAAUAACACUUACAAAAUUGUCAUUCCUAUGGGAGAAACAGCCAUGGAUGGAAUAAGUAUCAACCAGAUUGGUCCAGUUGUGACAGCCUUGUUUAAAAGCCCACAGCGCUGGAUUGGAAAGAGCUGUUUUCUGUCAGCAGGCAGGCUGAAGAUCCAGGAAUAUGCACGAAUUCUCACACACCACCUAUAUCCCAAACAGUUUAAAGAUUCCCGGAUUUCAGUCCGAGAGUUUGUGGAAUUCUUUGGAGGACCAGGAGCUCAGGACCUUGGGAAUAUGUUUGAAUUUUGGAAGCGAGGUGGACAGAAAAUGAACUAUGCUUUGACUCUGGAGCUGUAUCCAGAGUUACAACAAUUCCAACAGUGGGUUUCAGCUAACAGUACCUUACUCAGGACUGCUCUGGAUAAUGAACAGUCAGAAUCGACAGACAGAUGAAUGCAUGCGAGUAGAGUUAACUGCUGUUCCUAAAUCUUUUACAAAAAAUUUACCAAAUUAGUACCACUAGGA